CGAAAUCCUGUGUACAACGCGUAAAAAGGGGGGACUGGAUAACCAGCAGUUUAUCCAAGCCACACGUCUUUGGAGAUAAAGCUAAGGAGCUGUCUAAGCUUUGUCACCAUGUCGGACAAGAGCGAGCUGAAGGCGGAGCUGGAGAGGAAGAAGCAGCGCCUGGCGCAGAUCAGGGAGGAGAAGAAGAGGAAAGAGGAGGAGCGCAAGAAGAAAGAGGCGGACCAGAAGAAGGACGCGGCCCCAAUCCAGGACGACUCGGACCUGGAGAAGAAGCGGCGGGAGGCGGAGGCUCUUCUCCAGAGCAUGGGCAUCACCCCCGAGGCGCCCAUCGUCCCUCCACCCCUGUCUCCAACCUCCAAGUCGGUGGGCACGCCCAGCGAGGCAGGGAGCCAGGACUCUGGCGACGGCGCCGUGGGACCAAGGACCCUGCACUGGGACUCUGACCCGUCCACCCUGCAGCUUCACUCUGACUCUGACCUCGGGCGGGGACCCUUGAAGCUGGGCAUGGCCAAGAUCACCCACGUGGACUUCCCCCCGCGGGAGAUCGUCUCCUACACCAAGGAGACCCAGACCCCCGUGCAGACGCAGCAGAAGGAGGAGGAAGAGGAGGAAGAGGAGAUUGCCCCGCCCCAAGCCCCCCUGGAGCCCCAGGAGGAGAAGCCGGUCCAGCCCGAGGAGGAAGCGCCCCCCCACGAGCUGACGGAGGAGGAGAAGCUGCAGAUCCUGCACUCGGAGGAGUUCAUGACCUUCUUCGACCACAGCACCCGCAUCGUGGAGCGCGCCCUGUCCGAGCACGUCGACGUCUUCUUCGACUACAGCGGGCGGGACCUGGAGGAGAAGGAGGGAGAGAUCCAGGCCGGGGCCAAGCUGUCUCUGAACAGGCAGUUCGUUGAUGAGCGCUGGUCCAAACACCGCGUGGUCACCUGUCUGGAUUGGUCCCCACAGUACCCCGAGCUGCUGGUGGCCUCCUAUAAUAACAACGAGGACGCCCCGCAUGAGCCAGACGGGGUGGCCCUGGUGUGGAACAUGAAGUACAAGAAGACCACGCCCGAGUACGUCUUCCACUGUCAGUCUGCUGUGAUGUCGGCCGCCUUCGCCAAGUUCCACCCCAACCUGGUGGUGGGGGGCACCUACUCAGGCCAGAUUGUGCUGUGGGACAACCGCAGCAACAAGAGGACCCCCGUCCAGAGGACCCCUCUGUCUGCAGCCGCGCAUACGCACCCUGUGUACUGCGUCAAUGUGGUGGGCACCCAGAACGCCCACAACCUCAUCAGCAUCUCCACCGACGGCAAGAUGUGCUCCUGGAGCCUGGACAUGCUGUCCCAACCACAGGACAGUUUGGAGUUGGUGUUCAAGCAGUCCAAGGCUGUGGCGGUCACCUCCAUGUCCUUCCCCCUGGGUGAUGUCAACAACUUUGUGGUGGGCAGCGAGGACGGCUCUGUGUACACGGCGUGCCGCCACGGAAGCAAAGCAGGGAUCAGCGAGAUGUUUGAGGGGCACCAUGGCCCCAUAACCGGCAUCCACUGCCACACCGCUGUGGGCCCCAUCGACUUCUCCCACCUCUUCGUCACCUCCUCCUUCGACUGGACAGUCAAACUGUGGAGCACCAAGAACAACAAGCCGCUGUACUCCUUCGAGGACAACUCGGACUACGUCUAUGAUGUCAUGUGGUCCCCCACCCACCCCGCCCUGUUCGCCUGCGUGGACGGCGUCGGCCACCUUGACCUGUGGAACCUCAACAACGACACAGAGGUUCCCACAGCCAGUAUCACGGUGGAGGGGAAUCCGGCUCUGAACCGAGUCCGGUGGGCCCAGUCCGGUAGGGAGAUUGCUGUGGGUGACUCUGACGGGCAGAUUCUCAUCUACGACGUCGGAGAGCAAAUCGCCGUUCCCCGAAACGACGAAUGGACCCGCUUUGCCCGUACGCUGGCGGAGAUCAACGAGAACCGCGACGACGCCGAGGAGCUGGCUGCCCAGAGAUUGGCUGCCUGAUCGCCAUGGAAACGGCACGGAGGGGACCAAUCACGUUCAGUUUUCCCAAACUCUCAUAGAUUGUACUGUUGAAGUGCAUGAACAUGUUCUUUUUAAACAGCAGCAAAAAAAUGGUCAGAUUUUUUGAUACUGAAACUGUACUACAACACCUCUGCCUUUUUUAAAUGUUCAUAUCCUGGGGUAUGUCUGUAUUUCUAUGGGCUGGGAAUACUGCAGGUUUCUGAUGAACAACAGGGCUAUCAACCUCAAACAGCGUGCACACAGACACAAAAAAAUGGGUUUUGUACUCUUGAUUGUAAUAACUCCAAAGCCUUAAGCUCUACAUGCAUUUGUGACUGAGAUCAGAUUAAACGUCAGAGUUCUGUCACCAUUGUCCAGGUUCAGUAGCAGCUACCCCACCCCUCCCCCCAACACGUUCCCCCAUUUAGUGUGCUCUCAGAUUACACCUGGAGCCCGUAAUUACCGCCAUGACUGACGCAUUCACUACCUGGGCUGAUAGGUCCCUGUGAAAACAUAGUAGUUUAGUCAUUUCUUCAUUAUGCGCAGAGCUGUAGUUUUCUCAUCAAAAUAACCUGAACUGUUAACCUCUGAUCACUUGCUUUCUGCAAAUAGCCCUAGUUCCCAUUAAUGCCUCAAGUCUACCUGAAUGUUAACUAUUUAAAAAAACCUUUUCUUUACCUUGCCUUUGCAGGCUUAUGUACACUACUGUAUAUUACUCUUUUCCAGAACCAAAGCGAACAGUUUCUAUCCAUAUGUCCACAGACAUAAACACAGGAAACCUUUUGAUCAGAAUCUCUCUGGGAGCGUACUGUAGACAUGGUAAUAUGAAGGCAUUUCACACUGGAAGCCAAUUCUUUGAACGUGCAUGCGAUCCGAAUCUGAAAUGAAGUCCUGUAUACGAGCAGAACUGUUUUCCUCCCCUGACCUUCGUAGAUUCCUUGCUUCUCACCUUUUCGGUCUAGUUGUGUAAAGAACAGCAAGACGAUUUUCACGCGUGUAAAAUUAAACCAUGUCGAUGAUUUAUUCCAAUAAAAUACAAUACAAGAAUGAAAUGCAUUUAAAUUAUUUACUAAUAUUCUGGUCAUGAUCUUCCUUUGUUUUUCCAAUAAAACCCCUUUGAAAACAUCUGUACACCGUUUGAAGCCGCUAUGUUUGAUUGCAGAGACGCCCCCCCCUCCCCCGACACGGAAGCAUUGCUGGUGAAGUGCACCGCUGCGUCGGUCCAAUCCGCUCUGUGUUGUCUCUGUACAGAGAUGUACAAUAUGUACAGUAACAUUUGUGCAAGCUACGCAAAGCAAAUCAUUAAAGCACUAAGCAUGCAACAGGUUAUAUAAGAAAGGAAAAAAAAAAAACGAAAUAAGAGAGAGACCGCUUCCGGAAAAGCAGAGAAAGGAGGUCCGUGGUGGAUCUUCGUCUUGGCAAACCGGUUCUGAUGAGAAGGGAGGAAGAGGGGGGAGAACAAAAAAAAAAAAAAA
Molecule: messenger RNA, 3467 nt
Organism: Megalops cyprinoides (Indo-Pacific tarpon)
Lineage: Eukaryota; Metazoa; Chordata; Actinopteri; Elopiformes; Megalopidae
Gene: dync1i2a
Product: dynein, cytoplasmic 1, intermediate chain 2a
Exons: 17
Coding region: 109-1992 (627 amino acids)
Biological process (GO): transport along microtubule
Cellular component (GO): cytoplasmic dynein complex
Molecular function (GO): dynein heavy chain binding; dynein light chain binding
Source: RefSeq, a predicted model, not a curated record